Messenger RNA from Belonocnema kinseyi, 2234 nucleotides. RefSeq names its product zinc finger protein 143-like. NCBI's taxonomy places the organism in Eukaryota, Metazoa, Arthropoda, Insecta, Hymenoptera, Cynipidae. The record is from RefSeq and is a predicted model, not a curated record. Gene Ontology annotation, biological process: regulation of transcription by RNA polymerase II. Bases 261 to 1781 code for a protein of 506 amino acids. The transcript has 9 exons. Gene Ontology annotation, molecular function: RNA polymerase II cis-regulatory region sequence-specific DNA binding; DNA-binding transcription factor activity, RNA polymerase II-specific.
AGUUCCGGGCCGCCACGGAUGGAUUUUAAACGUGUUUAUGGAUAUUUCCCAAGAUGAUUUGUUCCUAGUGAGUUCACGUGAGCGAAAUACUAAAAAGUCAUUAGAUAGUAUCAAUCUUUUCUGAUUUCAAACUUAAAAUCAUUUAAUUCCGGUGACAUAAAUUGCAAAUAAUGUAACACGUGGCUCUCACAUGCGUUGUUGCGUUGUUGAUAUAUCUGUCAAAGAAAAUGGCGAGUCCCGAAGAAAGUUAGAUCUACACAAUGCUGAAUUCGGUUUUCCAACUUUCAAAUUCUUCGCUAAAAACGAUGUCAGCACAAAAUGCCAAACCGCCGGAUAAUCGAAGGGCCAAGCAAGGCGAUUUUACUCUUCUACAAGGAUUAGAGGAAUAUCCUGGCGACACGCUCGAAUGUUUUUCAGUUUUUGUGAGCGAAGACAGCUCUAGCAAUGCGGAGGUUCAACAACUUGUACUUGAUGAUCAAAUGUUGGGAACGUCAUUGACGGCAGUCACAUUACCUGAUGGAACCCAGGCAUUUGUCGCAGGAAAUAUCCAAGGAAAUGGACAUGAAAUGAAGAAUCCAGUGGACGAUGAACCGAGGGAAGCAUUAAUUUUAAAGGAAGGCGAACUGAUAGAAUUGCAAUUGGAUCCCAUGAGCUUUCUUCAAACGCAGGAAGCAGAUAAUGCGGAAAACACUUAUCCUCAGGUUCAAGUUGUCAAUGGCACAGCAUACGUGCUGACUAAUCAGUUAGAUCAGGAAGAAUGCGUUUGGCAACUAGAAGACGGAAAGAUGAUAAAGAAGGAGAAUUUUGUGAUAAAUAAUAAACUCAUAGAGCCUAAAAUCAAAAGUCAGCAUCCUUGUCCCAGAGAAGGAUGCGCGAAGGUUUAUAGUACGCCUCACCACUUAAAGGUUCACGAACGUUCGCACACAGGACAAAAGCCUUACUUGUGUUCUUAUCCGCAAUGUUUGAAAAAUUUUUCGACCGGUUACAGUUUAAAGGCACAUUUAAGAACACACACCGGCGAAAAACCUUACGUCUGUACAUUCGCAUCUUGUAAUAAAAAGUUCAAAACUUCUGGGGAUUUACUCAAGCAUGGAAGAACUCACACGGGCGAGCGUCCUUUUAUUUGUCCAGUGGACGGUUGCGGACGAUCUUUCACUACCAGCAAUAUUCGGAAGGUUCACUUAAGAACGCAUACUGGUGAACGGCCUUACAAAUGCACGGAACCAGAAUGCGACAAAGCUUUUGCUAGUGCAACAAAUUAUAAAAACCACUUGCGGAUUCAUUCCGGCGAGAAACCUUACGUUUGUUCGAUGGAAAAUUGUGGAAGACGCUUCACGGAGUAUUCUAGUCUUUACAAACAUCAUCUAGUUCAUACACAACACAGGCCUUUUGAAUGCAAAAUUUGCUUUAGAAGAUACCGUCAGAGCAACACUUUAGUCUUGCACAAAAGGACAGCUCACUCGUUAAUAGAAAGCGAAGAUGGCAUGGAUAUUUAUUUAGAUACUACCUCAGAAUUAAACGCUUCCAAUCAGAAAAAUAGAAAGAAUUCUAAAAAACAAAGUACAUUUCUCUUGAGUAAAGAUGGUGGACUUCACUUUUCCGAUGACUCUGACAAUGAAACGCAGAUUCUUCUCGUUGGCGAUCCUACCCAAGUUGCUGCUUUGCAGCAAUUGGGAAUGGAGGAAAGCUUUGGUGAUUCUGCAAUCGACACUUCCUUGGAUUCUUCGUUGAAUUCUUCCUUGAAUAUAAAAAUCGACGAGAUAGGGUUUGGAUGGAAUUAGGAUUUGUUAAAGAAAUUCGUAGGUACGAGAGUUGCGAACGAAAUUGUGAAUCAUGCUAGCAAUAUAAGGGAAAAAGGCUGUAUUAAUUUUUAUCGAAGGACUGAGAGGUGGUAACUAUGAUUUGAGUAGCUUUUAAAUAGCUUUUAAUAAGACGUCAAUCUAUAUUAUGUACGAAACCGGAUCCAGAUGUCUUUUUAAUUAAUUUAAUACGUCUAGUUUUAUAUAUACGUAAUUAUAGAAUAUUUGGAAAUAAAUAUCGACAGAAUUGAUAUUUAAUAUCGAAGAAUUGUCCUUUAUCAUCCUCGAAAUAAUUACUUUUAAUAAAUAAAAUAUAUCGGGUUUCAAGGAAAGGAAAUUUUUCAUUUAAUUCAAAAGAAUUGUCGAUAUCAUCACCUGUUGUGGUUGUUGCUAGUACAGAGUCGCUAAAUUUGUUAAUAAAGAACAUAAAAGAUA